CUCCUUAUCCCUUCAUGCACGGUGUCAUUUGGCAGAUGCUUGUUGUCAAAUCAAAGCAGAAAGCCGAGUUAAAUGUCGUAAUUUGUAGAUUACUGAUGUUUUGAUCAGUAGUUUCAAAUACCCAACGAGUACUUGAUUUUGUUUCAGCUGACUAUGGAUAUUGUAAAUAAGUUUCGCUCGACAGUGAGUAGUACAGUCUCUACUCUGUCUGGAGUCCUUCCUGGGAACCCAGUAACACGAGAAUAUGAAGUUACAAACCACAUUGCCAGCGCAGGACCAGGUUUGCUAUGGAAAAUAUACCAAGGCUACAAAAAGUCAACCAAACAAGAAGCUGCAAUAUUUGUGUUUGAGAAGAGGCAUCUAGAAAAAUUUCCAAGAGCUGAAAGAGAUAUUAUUUUAGAAACUCUUAAGAGGGGUGUUGCCCAACUCACAAGAUUAAGACAUCCCCAAAUUCUUACUGUUCAGCAUUCAAUGGAGGAAUCGAGGGAGAGUCUUGCUUUUGCCACUGAACCAGUAUUUGCUAGCUUGGCAAAUCUUAUGGGAAGGACAGAAAAUAUGCCUUCUCCUCCUCCUAAAUACCUCAACAACUUCAAGCUGUUUGAUCUGGAAAUCAAAUAUGGCCUUCUACAGGUUGGAGAGGGGAUGGCUUUUCUUCAUAAUGAUGUAAAGCUACUUCACCGUAAUUUGUGCUUGGAGUCCAUUGUUGUAAACCAUCAAGGAGCAUGGAAAAUUUUUGGUUUUGAUUUUUGUGUUCUUAAUCAGGAACAGUCUGAUGGACGGCCUCAUUGGCCUUUUGUGGAAUAUGAGCAGUGUGCUCAUCCUAUAUCACAACCUGAUUUGGAUUAUCUGGCCCCAGAGUGUGGACUCACUCUUACUCACUCUCCUGCAAGUGAUAUGUACUCAUUGGGUAUGACGAUUUAUGCAAUACACAAUGAAGGGCAAUCAUUGUACACAUGUAAUGGUGACUACAAAACUUUUAAAAGAAAUGUUCAAAAUAUGAAGCAGUUGCCUGCAUCUAAGCUCUUGUGUGUAGCUGAGGGUCUAAGGGACAUAAUCAAAUUAAUGUUGAAUAGUACCCCUGAAGUCAGGGCAGAUGCCCACCAGUUUGUCAAGAUCAAUUAUUUUGAAGAUGUUGGUGUCAAGACCCUCAACUACCUUGACUCAUUAUUUCAAUGGGACAACUUACAAAAGUCUCAAUUCUACAAGGGGCUGCCUGAUGUGAUAAAUAAGCUGCCUCAUCGGGUGUGUCUCAACAGAAUAUUGCCAUGCCUUAGUAAAGAGUUUGUAAACCCCACAAUGGUGCCAUUCGUUCUACCUAAUGUAUUACUUUUGGCAGAGAAAUGCACUAAAGAGGAAUAUUGUCAAAAAAUACUUCCUGGCCUGAAACCUGUAAUGAAAAUUCAAGAGCCUAUUCAGGUUCUCCUCAUAUUCAUGCAGAAGAUGGAACUACUCCUUCAACUCACUCCUGCAGAUGAGGUGAAAUCAGAUGUCCUUCCAAUGUUAUAUCGUGCUUUAGAAUCUGAUGCCCAGCAGAUCCAAGAGCUUUGCCUCAGCGUUUUGCCAACAUUUGCAAGUUUACUUGAUUAUCCUGCAAUGAAAAACGCUCUAUUACCCAGAAUCAAGCGACUCUGUAUCAACACGUCCUACUUAUCCGUGCGUGUCAAUUGCCUUGUGUGCCUGGGUAAAUUGUUAGAGCAUUUGGACAAGUGGCUAGUUCUUGAUGAAGUACUUCCAUUCUUACCUCAGAUACCCUCUAGAGAACCUGCUGUUUUAAUGGGAAUCCUUGGAAUUUAUAAGUUGGCUUUGACACAUAAAAAACUUGGCAUCACAAAGGAGGUCAUGGCAACAAAAAUCAUUCCAUUCCUCAUGCCACUUUGCAUAGAAAAUGGUCUCUCUCUGGCUCAAUUCAAUGCCCUUGUAACCCUUCUCAAAGAAAUGGUUGCAAGAGUAGAGUCUGAACACCGAACUAAGCUUGAACAACUUAAUUCUAUUCAACAACAAACAAGCAAUGUCCAACAAAACAUUUCUCCUCUAUCUGGCACACAACUUACAGCAGCACCUCAGCCAGAAAACGAAUUGGACCAAAUGUUUUCUAGUCUAGGUCUAGAUGACUUUACAUCUGGGAAAAGUUCUAAGACUCAACAAAUCCCAAAGUCCAACACAACAGGUUCUAUAUCCGGCCUCAACAGUAGUGGAUCCAUAGGUUCAUUGAGUAUUCAAGAUAAACAAAGACUGGCGAGUCAACAAGAGGCACAGAUGCGACUUCAAUCGCAGAAUCCCAUUUUACCUUCGUCUGUUACCCCUGUUGCCAAGCCACCGGUGAAAGAUCUGACAUCAACUUUAAUGGAAAAUCAACUGAAGCAAAUAAGCUCGCCCGCUCCCGCGUGGACUGGCACAGUCAAACAAGUAGGAUCGCCGACAAGCCCCGGCAGCGCUUUCAGUGCUUUCCAGAGCUCCCCAGCCUUGACGUGGGCUGCGCCAAGCUCAAUAGCGGGUAGCAACAACCAAUGGUCUGGCUUGUCAAGCACUAUUCAGAGUAGCACUAGUCCUGGCUUCUCUGCACCUGCUGCAAGUGUAAACAACGGGUGGUCUCUAGCUGCCUCCAGUCCCCGGCCAGCCGCUCCCAUGGGCGGUGGGAUGGUCAUGAACAACAUGAUGUCACCCCAGCAAAUGCCAUUCUCCAAUUCUUUUACCCAGUCCAGUUCACAAACCAAGCCAUUGUCUGCUUCAGAAAUAAAUGACUUACUUAGCUAAUAAUUAUGUUUGCGCCAGCUUAACAUAUAAUUUAUUUGUUUUUUAUUCAUCGAUCUGGUCCUGGUCACCUUGAAGACCCAGUUUCAUUCCUCCUUGUCUAUUUAUUGAAUGUUUUCUUUGCAUUCCAAUUGCCAAUACUUCAACAGUCAUUAGCUGCAUCUAAGUGCUGGAAGUUUAGUAUUGAUGGAAAGACUGUGUGGGUUUUGCUAGCUUUUGACAGUUGUGUUGAAACAUCAUACUCUUGCAUUUAUGACAUACUUGUACAACUCCAGACUUGAUAGUGUGUGCGUGUGUGUGAUAUAAAUGUAGAUGGAGGGGUAAUGUGGAGAAGCUGGUGUGUAAUGUAGCUCCCUAGAAAUGAGCUUCCACUUGUUAUCUGUCAAGCACUUUGCAUUGUGUUAAUCAUUCCCUUGCUUGAGUUGAAUCUCUUGCUAUUCUGCUAGUUUUUAUUGUUAAUUGGCAUCAUGUUGGCAUGUACAUUUGUUUGUAAAAUGUUGCCAGAGUCAUUUUAUUUCUGUUCUUGUUUUGAAAUUUUGAUUUUAUAAGAUACUUUACAAGGUUAUUAAAGAAUAUAUCAGCCCUCUGUGAGCCUUAAUGAUUUUCUGAAAUGAAUUAUUUUGUACUAUAGAUAUUGAUAAUUUAGGUUCAAGUAACUUAUUAUGUUUGUGAUUAUGUAUCUAAGUCAUUAUGAGCUUAUCAAUGAAGUAAAAUCACAAUUGUAAAAUUUAGACUAGUGAGCCAAAGCUAGAGUGAGGAACCUAAAAGAAACAAAAUAACAUAUGGAUGUAAUAAGUUAAUUGCCAUCACUUUUCUUUCCGUCCAUGUUACUUCUUUGCCACACCGUUUGAAUGAUGGUAGGCUAUUGACUAUUGUAUCAUCAAGAAACUAAAAGUAUUUUACACCAUGUCACAUAGAUUUGAUUACACACUACGUAGUAACUGUGUAUGAAUCUUAUAUCUAGUUGACUAAAGAAGUAUCUAAAGUGUAAAUGUUAUUUAAUAAAAUAUUUUUUAUUGAGAAA
Molecule: messenger RNA, 3775 nt
Organism: Thrips palmi
Lineage: Eukaryota; Metazoa; Arthropoda; Insecta; Thysanoptera; Thripidae
Product: SCY1-like protein 2
Exons: 14
Coding region: 154-2754 (866 amino acids)
Biological process (GO): protein phosphorylation
Molecular function (GO): ATP binding; protein kinase activity
Source: RefSeq, a predicted model, not a curated record